Molecule: messenger RNA, 1270 nt
Organism: Drosophila subpulchrella
Lineage: Eukaryota; Metazoa; Arthropoda; Insecta; Diptera; Drosophilidae
Gene: Clp
Product: cleavage and polyadenylation specificity factor subunit 4
Exons: 1
Coding region: 102-1019 (305 amino acids)
Molecular function (GO): RNA binding; zinc ion binding
Source: RefSeq, a predicted model, not a curated record
GCCGGCUGCGCACUAGAACAACAAAACACGCGCAAAAAAAGAGAAACUGCAUUGUUUACUAGAAUUUAAAGCGAAUCCGAGAAUCCCAGAAUUCGGCAGAGAUGGACAUCCUCCUGGCCAACGUGAGCGGGCUGCAGUUCAAGGCGGAGCGGGACCUGAUCGAGCAGGUGGGCGCGAUCCCGCUGCCCUUCUACGGCAUGGACAAGUCCAUCGCGGCGGUCUGCAACUUCAUCACCCGGAACGGCCAGGAGUGCGACAAGGGGAGCGCCUGUCCCUUCCGGCACAUCCGCGGCGACAGGACGAUCGUGUGCAAGCACUGGCUGCGCGGACUCUGCAAGAAGGGCGACCAGUGCGAGUUCCUGCACGAGUACGACAUGACCAAGAUGCCCGAGUGCUACUUCUACUCGCGCUUCAAUGCCUGCCACAACAAGGAGUGCCCCUUCCUGCACAUCGACCCGCAGAGCAAGGUCAAGGACUGUCCGUGGUACAAGAGGGGCUUCUGCCGCCAUGGGCCGCACUGCAGGCACCAGCAUCUCCGGCGAGUCCUGUGCAUGGACUACCUGGCCGGCUUCUGUCCCGAGGGACCGUCCUGCAAGCACAUGCAUCCGCACUUCGAGCUGCCCCCGCUGGCGGAACUGGGCAAGGAUCAGCUGCACAAGAAGCUGCCCACGUGCCACUACUGCGGCGAGCUGGGACACAAGGCCAACUCGUGCAAGCAGUACGUGGGCAGUCUGGAGCACCGCAACAACAUCAACGCCAUGGACCACUCGGGCGGACACUCCGGUGGACACUCAGGCGGUCACUCGGGCGGGCAUUCGGGCUACUCCGGCCACUCCGAGGGCAACGACAACGACAACCCACCGAGUCACCACAGUCAGCCGCACGGACCCGGUUUCGUCAAGGUGCCCACGCCGCUGGAGGAGAUCACCUGCUACAAGUGCGGGCACAAGGGACACUACGCCAACAAGUGUCCCAAGGGCCAUCUCGCCUUCCUCUCCAACCAGCAUAGUCAUAAGUAGGAUGCGCUGCUCUGUAUGAUUAGAUAUGAUUAAGAGUGCAGAAAUAAAGGUCGAAAUGUGGUUCACAUGGCCCACUGAAUGGCCCGGAGAUCGCAAGGUCCCAGCUGCCGCAGGUGAACGUUUUGAUUAUUUUCAGAUUAGAGAGUAUGCUAGGAAAGCCGGCUCGCAUUUUCCGAAAAUGUCUCAUAAACUGCCAGUAGAACGUAUUUUGUUAUCAGCGAAAUAAACUUCCAUAAGAAUCUAAACAAAUA